AUGUCUUUUUCUACCAUUAAGAAACACAUAGCACGAUGUAAUCAGUUUUUAUCCGAAAAAUUGGGAGCUACCAAGGGCAUGGACAAGGGUCCUGAUUACAAACAACUUACUCAGCUUAUAGACUCAUACAAAGCCUUUUAUGAAGAUGUACAAAAGCGGGUUAUUGACUGUUUAGAACCUAACCCUAAUGCGCGAAAACGAGCAUGGGCUAGUGCUGCCGUAAAUAAAAUUCAGGGAAACACAAACAAUGAGAAUUAUCCUCAUGCAGAGGGGUUUCUUUCUGACUGCUUUUUGGAGUAUGGAAAACAAUUAAGUCAGCAACCCGGUUUGAGUUUGGCACUUAUACAAUGUGGAGAAGCAUACAAUAAAAUUGUUGAAUCAAAAAAUCAAUCGGUAGAUGAAACAAAAUCUGGCUAUUUAAAACCGAUUUCUGAGAAGUUACACCGAGAUAUCAGGAAGAUAUCAGUACUUCGAAGAAAAGUUGAAAAUAAACGAUUAACGUUUGCUCAUAGAAAAAAUGUCCUAGAAAAAAAUGCGUUCACAACCAAUGCUCACCCGGAUCAAGCAUUUGAGGAGUGUAGAAUUCAGUAUGAAGACUCAUUGGCAGCUAGUACAGCAGCUAUGUCGAACUUUUUGGAUACUGAAGUUGAACAAAUCAAAACUUUGUCUAAUUUCGUUAAUGCUCAAUUAAGCUUCUAUCAGGAUGCUGCUCGAAUUUUAUCCGAUCUACAUGGAGAACUUGAAAUGAGAUUGUUGGAUGCAUGUUUUAGCCGAAACCGAUUGUUUUCUGUUUCUGAGAUCCUUCUGAUUACAGUCCAUCUCAAUUCCAACAUUUUAUUUUAUCACGCUAAGCCUUCUCUUCAUAAUUACAAAUUCCGUCUAUCAAUUAAGGGGCGAAUGUACUGUGCAGCAGUUCGUUCUGUUCUACUUUACGUUUGCGAAACGUGACCAUGAAGAGUAGAAGAUACUCGUAAGCUACUAGUAUUUGAUCACAGAUGUCUCGGAAAUAUUACUCGUAUAUGCUGGGAUCACCGGGUAAGUAAUAAUGAGGUUAGAUGCAGG
Molecule: messenger RNA, 1062 nt
Organism: Schistosoma margrebowiei
Lineage: Eukaryota; Metazoa; Platyhelminthes; Trematoda; Strigeidida; Schistosomatidae
Source: the annotation of a GenBank genome assembly